AUGAAAGGUGAAAUGAAGAGGAAUGCCACGCACCUACCUCAGAAACCCCUACACCAGUAUCAGGUUUAUGAGGAAGUCAAGGAAUUUAUGCCUGAGCAACCUAUUCAUGAAGGUGAUGAAUACAUGGUACAGAUUGGAGAAGUUCCAGACAGUUUUCUCUUACCACCUAACCAAAAACCGUUAACACUUCAAAGUGUUUUAAGACCUAAUAUGCCAAGCAAAUCUGCAGGAAAUUUUAGACUACAUUUUAGACGUCCUUUUCCUCCUGAAAUCAUUUUACGGAGGCCUCCUCCUCAUAUGAAUCAGAAAAAUAAUAAUGGAGGUUACCCAUUAUCAAUGCCAAAUCCUCAUGCCUCUCAUGGAAUGCAGAAAAAACCUUUUAAUAAAUAUUCUAACAACCGUGUACCACCUACCAUGAAUAGACAACCACUACCAAAUAUACCACCUAUGAAAUCGAUGCCCCCACUAUAUAAUAUCAAGGCUAGUCACAAUAAAGUUCCUAUGAAAUUCAAUCCAGGAACAACAAAUUUACCAAAUGGUUCUUUUCAUUCUAUAACUACAGGAAAAUUAGGACAUAAUAUUCCAACACCACCGCAAAGUCAAACUCUGAGUCUAGGAAAAACAGAUAUAAUAGCUAACCAAGUCGUGAAAAGCCAAAUAACUCUACCAGGAACUAGUGAUGCCAUUGCUCAACAUAGUGUUCCACAAAUCUUCACAGCAAAGCCACAAGGACAGGGUCAAAUUAUCUUGGGUAAGCUCGUCGAGAAUCCAAUUCCAUUAGAUCAGCAAAUGAUUCAAACAAAGCAGCAGCAAUCUAAAACACAAUAUUUACCCGAAAUUCCUCAAUCAUCAACUCCGCAAAUAAAACAUGAGCAACAUCCACCACAAAAUGAAAUUAAAUCCUCAGAUUUUAUAGGCCAGUCUUCUGAAUCUUCUACGUUACGACCAGCAGUUAAUACAGGGUUUAAACCAGAUUCUAUUGUUAUUGAAAGUGGUUUUAAGCCCAUAAUAAGAGAACCUUUAAUGGCUGGUGAAGAUCGAAUCGCUGAUUUUGGUGUAGAGAAUGCCAACAGGAGAGAAGACACUGACGUGGCAGAAGACUAUGAAGAAUCUCCACAGUAUAUUUCUAAUCACGCUUAUCCCGUCCAAAUACCAAGUGAUAAAAUUACGGAAACAUUUGAGCCUAUGUUUAUUCCAUCGCCACCUGACCAUUUACUUACUACAAACGAUAGAACAAAAGAGAUAUUUCCAACGAAUCACGCGAAAGAAGAUAGACCACAUCCUGUUUACCUAAAAACGGAAAGCGAAUUAAAUGCUUUAUUUGGUAAAAAAAAUAUGGAUAAAAAUUUAUCUUCGGACUUAGCAAUGGAGUCUGACAGAGUUAGUCCACAGUAUUUGCCUCCAGAUCCAAAAUUCCCUAAAGAACACCCACAAAAGUUAUCACUGGAGCAGACAUUUACAACUUAUGAUGGAAAAACUAUAUCAGCGGCAACAUUAACCAGUUUACCUGAUAUAAAUAAAGUGAACUUAAAACUAUUUUCUUCGAAGCUUCCAGCCAACACAGAACUACUUUUAAAGAUGCCUCAAUUUGGACCAUAUAAAGGUGAAAUUCCACCUCCAGUAGCUGAACACAUAAAAAACGACUCAAGUCAGUCAUCCCUUUUACCGUUAACGCAUCUUAAAUUGGUAAGUUCUCUAGUGCCCAAGAAAGGUAUCAAAGUAGAUGAAAUAAAAGCGGCAGGAAGUGAAACUCACGAAGUUAAAGAAAGGAAGGACAAUGAAGAUCGCAAUGAUGAAGAUAUUGAAGCGGAAGAUUUUGAUCGUGAUGAACAAGAAAGUGAUGGACUAACUCGAAAAAAGCGAGAUGUAAAAAUGGUGCAAUUCGAAAAGGACAAGGAUAAACCAUCUGAACAUUUUGAAAACGAGGAGAUUGACGAUGACGAUAUGAAAAGUUUCGUGGUAUUUGAAGCAGUUGCUGCAGCAAACAGAUCAAUACACACUUAUUGGUUAACAAAUUUAACAUUACUAUUAUUGUGUCUGAAAUUAUCCUAA
Messenger RNA from Parnassius apollo (apollo), 2052 nucleotides. The record is from the annotation of a GenBank genome assembly. Lineage: Eukaryota; Metazoa; Arthropoda; Insecta; Lepidoptera; Papilionidae.